Molecule: messenger RNA, 750 nt
Organism: Cyanidioschyzon merolae strain 10D
Lineage: Eukaryota; Rhodophyta; Bangiophyceae; Cyanidiales; Cyanidiaceae
Exons: 1
Coding region: 1-750 (249 amino acids)
Biological process (GO): negative regulation of translation; negative regulation of ribosome biogenesis
Molecular function (GO): ribosomal large subunit binding
Source: RefSeq, a predicted model, not a curated record
AUGCUCUUAAGCAGAGUGAGUCGCUGCUUUAUUUCGCAAAGUCGAAAUAACCUUGGACUCGUUUGGUUGCCCGUUGGGUUACCCCAUCGAGUGCCUCUCCGCGUCCGAGUAGCUGUAAGUUCUAUUCUGCCGCACGGUAACCACCACAAAGGGCAGGACAGCAUUCGACCGGACAGAGGCUAUCACAGAAAUGUUUACAGAACCCGAGGCGUCGAGCGACAACGGGUAAAUAGUCUUGCCGAGUCUACUGCCAGACAGUGUCUCUGUGCAUCUUGGUUUGCGUCGCAUUGCUCAAUAGCCUUUUCUACGACCUCUAAAGUGUCUGCGUCUGCACCAAAUGAGCCAGAGAAGCAGGCUGAAUCACAAACAACAGAGUUGCGGCCUCUGGAAGUCUGCGGAGACGUCCCGUCUGUCGCGGAGGUUGCCAUGUGGCUCGAAAAGGAGAGCGCUUCCAAUGUAGUUGUUCUCGACAUAUCUGACAAAGCGACAUUCGUGGAUAAUUUCAUCGUUGCGACUGGAAUGACGUUGAAUCAUGUUCGACACUUGGCGGACACGAUGCAAAAGCGUCUGCGCGAACGAGGGGUUUUUGUAGAGGGUGCGGAACCCUUCAUCGAAGGCCGUGAUUCGGAUGACUGGAUGCUGCUCGACCUUGGUCGCUUUGUGAUCCACAUAAUGACACCUGAUGGGCGGGAGCGUUAUCAACUGGAAAACUUAUGGGCGGGCUCGGAAGCCGAGGGGGUCUCUAGCUGA